This is a messenger RNA of Rhagoletis zephyria (snowberry fruit fly), 1263 nucleotides long. NCBI's taxonomy places the organism in Eukaryota, Metazoa, Arthropoda, Insecta, Diptera, Tephritidae. The record is from RefSeq and is a predicted model, not a curated record.
AUGAUUAUGAACUCGAAUGUAGUUUACGGCGGUGCAAUGCCGUGUCACAGUGGCAUCGGCGGCGCAUCCGGUGCCACCGCAGACUACCACCACCACCAUCAUCAGGGCUACAACCACCAUCACUUUGGGGGUGACAUUGCCAGCUACUACCCACCACCGCCACCUCCAACCAGUGAUCUGCUGCUGAAUGGCGGUGGAUCAGCACAGCACGGCACUCUGCCCGUCUCCAGUACGCCUCCAGGCAGCACCCAUUACUCACCACCGGGUCCAUUUCACGGAUCGGGUGGUGGGGGAGGCGGAGGCGGUUCCCUGCACGGCAAUGGCCCUUUCUCCGGUGAGCCCGUCAUCUCUGAACCAAAUGGCCUUAGUUACACAAACCUCGACAACCUGGGCGGCGGUGGUGUGGGCGCCUACGGUCCCAAUGCCGCUAAUUCGGGCCUUUCUCACUCGCAUUUUUCUCGCAUCAGUCAGUACAGUGCCCCGCAAGGGCCAGUCACGGCGCACAGUACUUCGCAAUGUUCCUCGCAGCAGUUGUCCGCCAACUCGACGCCCACUUCCAAUCACAGCAACCUCUACUCGCAACCCUACCGGGAGUAUGGUUCCAGUAGUGAACAACAACAACAACAACAACAACAACAGGCGACCUCCAGUCCAGUGCCCGCUAGUGUGAAGAGUGAAUACGGCUCGGGCAGUUCGGUCACUCCGAAUGGCACACCCGGCUCCUCACUUCACCACGAGAAUGCCCAUCUGAUGUCGCCCAUCACUCCUGUUCCGCAAUAUAAAUGGAUGCAAGUGAAGAGGAACAUCCCUAAACCGCAAGCAAGCAAACCAGUCGAAUACGGUGGCUACGGCGGUGGUUCGCCAAACUCUGCCGGCUCCUUGAACAGCAUCGCCGCUGUGAGCGGCUCCUCGCCAUCAAGUCUCGGGGCAGCUGGCGGCAAUAACGCCGCCAAUAAUAACACCGGCCGAACCAACUUCACAACGAAACAGCUGACUGAACUGGAGAAAGAAUUCCACUUCAACAAAUACCUUACCCGGGCAAGGCGCAUCGAAAUUGCCACCUCGCUGCAGCUGAACGAAACGCAAGUCAAAAUAUGGUUUCAGAACCGACGAAUGAAGCAGAAGAAGCGCAUGAAAGAGGGUCUUAUUCCCUCUGACUCGACCUCACCGCCGCCCCACUCUGCCGGUCUGUCCAUCCACUCGGACUCGUCCAAUCCGGCAUCAACAUCGCCCAAGCUUAGCGACGGCAGCUCUACACUGUGA